Messenger RNA from Paramecium sonneborni, 1407 nucleotides. Lineage: Eukaryota; Ciliophora; Oligohymenophorea; Peniculida; Parameciidae. The record is from the annotation of a GenBank genome assembly.
AUGACAUAAGACAUUUCAAAAGAAGUUCUUGCACUUUCAAUUCAUGUUGUAGCAGCUGCUUCCUAAAUUACAAUUUAAACUCAAUAAAGAAUAACAUUAGUUACAAAUAGUGUUUUAGACACUGUAGACUAAACUUUUAAGAUAAUAAAUUAAAUAAUAAUGCAAUCUCAAAAAUAGUCUCAAUUAGAUUCUGUUAUAGAAGAGAUUGAUGAUGAAUAUUAUAAAGAUUCAAAAACAAAAGAAUGCUAUAUUGAUUAAUAAAAAAAUGGAAUUUAAAUUGAAAGAUUAGAUUUAAUUAAAAUUGAAAAUUCUUUUUUCUAAGAAAAUUGCAAUCCAAACCUAUCAAUCAAAUCUAUAAAUUCAAGUUUAUUGAGUGUUUAAAAAUCUAAAAGCAAUAAUUAAAUAUUAGAAGAGCAUCAAUCUAUUUAAAAUAUCUAAAAUGAUUUUCAAAUGGAGAAGAAAAAAUAAUCAAUUCUUUCUUAAGAGUUAUCAUAAAUUAAAAUUGAUAAAGUAAAAGAAGAACAAGAAUAAAAAGAAUUAAUGUACUAGAUUGAAUAAGUCGAUCCAUAAGAAUUAAUUACAAAAUUGAAAUCUAUAGAAAUGUGUGAUAUAAUUUAAUAAGAUAAUACAAAUCAAAUAGAAUCUAUAAUUAAUUUCAAUGAACCAUUUAAUGAUGAAUAAAGAAAAAAAUCAUCUAUAAAAAAAUCAGAAUGGUAUAAUAGUUCAUCAGUUUAAUAUAAAGCUACUUCUUAUAAUACUAAUGAAUCAUCUAAUUUAGAUCAUCAUUCUUAUAAAUGGAAAAGUAGUAGUAUCGAAGAUGAAAAUUUAUUAUAAGAUUUUUAAUUUUAAUCUUCUGUUUUUGAUUUUCCAUUUCCAGAAGAUUUUUGUACUAAUAGUAUGAAUGUUCAAUAAAAUUUUUAACAUUUAGAAAACUAAAAUUAAUUUACUCCUAAAAAGAAGAGGUUAUUUUGUAAUAAUAAAAAGAUUCCUCAUUGGGCUGAAAAUCUACAGGUAAAAAUUUUCAUUAUUUUUAAGAUAGUUUAAUAAUAUUAAUCCUAAUAAUAGCAUUUAUCAUAAUAUUAAAUCUUUGGUGUGAUGAAGAAUAAAGUUUUAGAAAUUGCAAAAUAGUUUUCUGAAAAUAGAUAUUAAAGAAGAGGAAGUUCAGCUAAAUGGUAAAUUUCAAAUUAGAAUUUUUAAUAUAUGCAACAUUAGAUGAAAAAACUAUAAUAAAUUUAAGAUGAAAAUAUUUUAAAAUUGUAGCAACAUUAAAUUGAUGUAAUAAUGUACUAAUUAUAAAAGUCUGCAUAAAAAAAUUAAGGCUUAUUUGCUAAAGCAUAAUAUUUUUUAACUAGUAUAAAAAAAAAGAUCCUCAACUCAUUUGAGAAAGAUUCAAAAUAUAAGAUAUGA